Colletotrichum abscissum is the source of this 243-nucleotide messenger RNA. RefSeq lists its product as uncharacterized. Bases 1 to 243 code for a protein of 80 amino acids. The transcript has a single exon. NCBI's taxonomy places the organism in Eukaryota, Fungi, Ascomycota, Sordariomycetes, Glomerellales, Glomerellaceae. The record is from RefSeq and is a predicted model, not a curated record.
AUGCGCUUCUUUUCUCUUCCAGCUCGCCGAAGGCGGCACUCGGAAGACGUAAUCAUCCACCCCAACACUACGAGCUCACUCUCACUACUCUUGAGGUACCAGAAGCAGCCGUGUUUCACUCUCACAGUGAUUGAUUCCAUCCUUGGGUCUAAAUUCUAUCACAUGAAUUCGCGGCCACGUUGUGUCUCGUCUGCCUGCGUCCAGCAAACCAUCAAUUCAGGGCCUGGACACAUCCAUUCCUGA